AUGACAGCCAGCAACAAUCGCCCGACGUUCGGCGCAGCUGCCGAGUCCGUCGCGGCUCAGCCGAACAUUGCGAGGACAGCUCCUCCGUAUAAACGCCAGCGAGUCGAGCUUCCCUCCGACCCUACUAGAGCCCAAAGCAGCCGAACGCAGACGGAAGCGGGUGGCUCGCCCAAACGAAUGCUUAUCGCAUCGCCCGCAGACGUACGCUCACCUGCACGCGCUGCAGUCGCCACGCCAUCAUCUCCCUCCACGCCCGGGCAACGCCGGCCGCCUCCGCUGGCCACCAAACCUCCGCAGCCGCCUUCCAGCGCGAGUGCCGGUAGGCUCGGCCCUUUGCCCGUUGUUCCCGCUCGUAAGCGCAGAUUCACUCGCAGUCGCUCGGGUUGCGCCACGUGCCGCGUCCGGAAGAUCAAGUGCGACGAAACACGUCCGCACUGCCACCGCUGUCUCGAGGACGACCGACAAUGCGAGUACUUUCAUUCUACCAGCUCGGCACGUGUCGAGGCGGCAGUGAAGGCCCAAGCCGAGCCUUCCAAUGCUGACCCAUAUCCAACUGCGGCGGCGGCCAAGUCGGCGCGACUCUUCCAACACGGACAGCCACAUCAUUCGCCUCGCCAGGCAUCCGAUCGCCUUUUACGACCCGCUUCAGCGCAUCAGCAUAGCUCUAUACCCACCGUUACCGCCGGCACGGCUGGUGACAUCACCUCGCCAAAGCAUCUAGAUGACUGGCUCGAUCUCUUGUGCGCUUCCAUUGGAAACGACAUUCCGCACGCCAGCGGCUCGGCCCUCGCUGAUGCAUCCCAGCCCGCUGUCAAGAGGGACGACCAGCUCAGUGACGCCUCUCACCAGUCGACUGCGCUACGAUUCGUACACAGCGUCAGUGACACGCAGUCAGAUCGCUCUGCUUCUCGAGAUCGACUCAAGGCAGCGCGCCACCGUCGUUCAACCGCUGCCGCUUCCGCUAUCGCCGACCCGACAUUGGCUUCCGCAAGCGCCGAGGCGCGAUCCCCCAACUGGCUUGACGACGACUGGCUGUCAACAUGGACGGCCUCUUCCGACGGCCCCGCCGGCAUCCAGCACACCUUUGAUGCAGCUUCCGGCACACCAGUCUUGGCAAACACCACCGCCGCGCGUCCGGGCCUGCAGCACAUACCGGAAGCCGAGCUGCAAAGGCGCAUCCGCGAACUGUGCGUAACGCGCAUCCAGCUCGAGUCCGUGUCGUUCUUCUUCAACACCACCGCUCGCUGCUUCCACCUGCUCUCCGCCGACACGAACGUAUGGCGCAUCUUCUUCGCCCAGCUCGCUGCCGAGUCUCCCAUGGUGCUCGACCUCGCAGGCUGCCUCGGCCUCACCCACCUCAGCCUCACCCAGGAUCAUCGCAAAAAGGGCCUCGCCCACGCCCACUUUUCGCGCUGCAAGACCGAAUGGGACGCCUUUGUCGGCCAGUUACACACGCCAGAGCUCAUUGCGCUCGCCGCAGCACAGGUCAACUCGGCUCAUCGCGCACUCGAGCUGCUUGCCGGCACCAUCCUCAUCGCACACAUUGAGCAGUUCAGUCGAGGCUUUGCUACUAGCUCGCGAGCCUACACGGCUCUAGCCAUCACCGUUGUUCGACAAGUACUCGCAGGCACGCCAACCGGCACACCGGCUUCGUGGUGGGUCAAUGAGCUCGACCACGGUCCAGCAUCGGCCUUCCGCUUUUUUGUGCGCAUUUUGCUCUGGUGGGAGACCAUGUCACGGACCAUGGGCCCUGCCAGCGAGCAGGGCGAUGUGCUCGACAUCUUUGAACAUGUCUAUCGAUGGGAUGAGUCCGACAGCCGCCAACAGGAUCCUAUCGAAUGCUCCACUCAGUGCGUCGUAGGCUGGCCGCUGGAUCUGCUCGAGGCCGUCGAACGCAUUAACCGCCUCAGCGCCGUUCCCGAGAUAGCGGCUUUCGUGCCGCAGCCUGCUUCUUCCGUGCCACUCGUCAUGCCGUCCGGAUCGCUGUCGCAUGCUCUCGAGGGCCACGUGACGCUCGAAGUGCAGCUGCAGAUCGAUGCCAUCGAGUCUCAGAUCCGACUUUCCAGGCCCAUGCCGCUCACCCAAGACGACAGCCUUGCCGCCGAGCUGCGCUAUCUCAUCUUCGAAUGCCUCCAAUCAGCCUCGCUCGUCUACUUUUGCAGGACGCUGCUCAAGUCGACCGAUGCGGUGUGGUUCGAGAUCGAUAAGGUCACCCGAUUCCUCGAGCGCAAGCAGCAGCGUCUUGGCGCAAGCGGCGAAGGCAAACACGCGGGUCCCUCGGAUCCGACCGGCUCUACCCACGGCGACCUGCAGGUGGCCCACGCCAUGGAGACGCGAGGAAAGUGGUGGAUCCGCGCACCGGACGGAGCUUUAAUCUGGGCGUACUUUCAGUGUGCCUCGGAGAUCUUUGGCGAGCUGGAUGCUUCGCUCGACGCUUCGCCGCUCGCUGGACCGCUUGGCGAGCGUCCCGACCAACGGCGUCAAUUCGGCCGAGGAGAUCCCGUCAAGCUCGCGCUAGGCUCCGACAUCGUCAUUGGUGCGGACGCCUAUGACAGCUUUGCGCGAUCGCGUUCCGAGCGCCGGCAGCGCUGCCGCGGCUCGUUGCUCUUGUGGGAGAAAUUUGACGAGAUCCAGUGCGUCUUCCUCUGCCGGCAGCUGCUCAAGGCCGUGUGGGAUGGUCGCGACCUUUACGAGCACGAGAUGCGCCGUAGGAUGCGUCUCAGCAAAGGAUCCAGCUCGCAAGCGUCGACGGAUGCUUCUCAAGACAUCGGCCGAUACGAUCAGGCGACCGAGCUUGCCAACAUCUGCCGACAACGACGUUGGCGCCAGCCUCUGAUCUUUUGA
Molecule: messenger RNA, 2844 nt
Organism: Moesziomyces antarcticus
Lineage: Eukaryota; Fungi; Basidiomycota; Ustilaginomycetes; Ustilaginales; Ustilaginaceae
Exons: 1
Coding region: 1-2844 (947 amino acids)
Biological process (GO): regulation of DNA-templated transcription
Molecular function (GO): zinc ion binding; DNA-binding transcription factor activity, RNA polymerase II-specific
Source: RefSeq, a predicted model, not a curated record